This is a messenger RNA of Ceratosolen solmsi marchali, 6571 nucleotides long. It is a transcript of the gene obe, whose product is annotated as activating signal cointegrator 1 complex subunit obelus. Bases 98 to 6472 code for a protein of 2124 amino acids. The transcript has 27 exons. Gene Ontology annotation, molecular function: ATP binding; ATP hydrolysis activity; nucleic acid binding. The record is from RefSeq and is a predicted model, not a curated record. NCBI's taxonomy places the organism in Eukaryota, Metazoa, Arthropoda, Insecta, Hymenoptera, Agaonidae.
UUAUGUAAAGAAGAAAAAUAUAUCAUUUUAUAAGUGGUGUAUAGUAGUAUUGUUUUAUAUCGACAAUUUUUAUGUUGAAAAUUCAGAAAUAUAUGAAAUGCCGCGUAUUACUCGCUCAAUGCGUACUUUUACAGAUUUGUGCCGAAAGCUCAAUUAUCAAACACCGAAUGAUUUGGAUGCUAAAAGGCAAGAAGUAGCUUCAAAACUUAAUAGAAACUUCAAAUGGAGCGAAAUUUGCAAACAAUUACCAUCGGACAUUGUUGUUUUGUUAAAUAAGAUACAUCUUAUAUUAUCAAAAAUUUGUGAGGGUCAAUCUUCUGAAAUAAUAAAUGAGUUAUCAAUUUAUACAACAAAUUUAUUAAUUGAAGAGAAAGUAGUAAGUCAGAAAACAAUGACAAAACUUAAACAGUUACUUGGUAUAGCUGAUCACAAGUGUUUGAAUGAUUUAGUAAUGAUUGUAUCUGAAAUUCGACAAAUCAUAUCAGAAGAAAAUUUAAAUUUAAUUAAAAAUUUGGAGAAAAAUACAUAUGAUUUAGAUUUUAAUACGGAACCAUUCGGUAUAAACAUUCCGUAUCAUGAGGCACAGGUGAUAUGGCCUCAAACCGACAAACUUCAGGAUAUGAAUUCAAAAUACUCAACUGAUACAACAAAAAAAUUUGAAGAAUUAAUAAAACUAUCACGAGUAGAAGCAACUGCAAAAAAAGUUGAAUUUGAUAAGCAACAAGUAAACAGGGAUAUAAAAAAAAUCUUUAAAAAGUAUUCUACAGUGAUGUCCUUUGAUGAAUUUGUAAAUAUUAUUAUGGAAAAAUUAAAAAUACCUGGUAGCUCAAUUCAAAGUGAGCUAUUUGAUUUAUUAGGAUAUGAACACAUCGACUUUAUUGAAUAUAUUAUAGAAUAUCGUAAACAAAUAUUAAUGUGGUAUAGUAAUACUAAAUUAACAAAAGCAUUUACAGAUAAACAGCCUCAAAUAGCUUCUCAAGUAAUUAUUCAAUCAGAAAAAGAGAAACAACUAAUGAAACAAGUACGUAAAGAAGAAAAAAAGUUACAAAAGGCAGUUAGUAAACUUGAAAGUGGUAGAAAUGGUGAUGAUGAUGAUGAUGAUGAUGAGAUUUUUAAUUCAAUAGAUUUACAGUUAAAAAGGCAAGAAGCUUUGUCAGCAAGAUCCGAGCCUAUACUAAAGCAAAGUAAAAUUGGUGUAUCUAGCAACAUUCAUAAGAAUUAUCCAUUUGUUUUUGACUCCAAAUUAAGUAUAAAAUCUAGCGCAGGAUUUGUAUCUGGAAAAAGAAUACUUCUACCAGAAAAUGUUAAUAGAAUUGAUAAUCAACUUUGUGAACAAGUUGAUAUUCCUGUUCCAAAUUUAGAUCCUUUAAAUGUGGGGAAUAAUCGUGUAUUAAUAUCAUCUUUAGAUGAAAUUGGUCAAAUGGCUUUUAAUGGCAUAGAAUCAUUAAAUAGAAUACAAAGUAUAGUUUUUAAUGCAGCAUAUAACACCAAUGAAAAUUUACUUAUUAGCGCGCCGACUGGUGCUGGCAAAACUAAUGUUGCACUUUUAACAAUUAUACAUCAAAUUAAAUUACACAUAGAUAAUGACAUUUUAAAAACUAAUGAGUUUAAGAUUGUAUAUAUUGCUCCAAUGAAAGCUCUUGCUGCAGAAAUGACAGCUAAUUUUUGUAAAAGACUGGGUAGCUUAGGAAUUACAGUACGAGAAUUAACAGGUGAUAUGCAAUUAACAAAAGUUGAAAUACAACAGACACAGAUGAUUGUAACCACUCCUGAAAAAUGGGAUGUGGUAACAAGAAAAGGUACUGGAGAUGUUGCUUUGACACGAAUAGUUAAGUUACUUAUCAUUGAUGAAGUGCAUCUUCUUCAUGGAGAUCGAGGACCGGUUGUAGAAGCUCUUGUAGCACGAACUCUUAGACAAGUUGAAUCUUCUCAAAGUAUGAUUAGAAUUAUUGGUCUUUCAGCCACUUUACCAAAUUAUGUUGAUAUAGCAAGAUUUUUAAGAGUAAAUCCUUACAAAGGAUUAUUUUAUUUUGAUCAUCGCUUCCGCCCAGUACCUUUAAGUCAAACUUUUAUUGGCGUUAAGGCUAUUAAACCAAUGCAAAGUAUGAGUGAUAUGGAUUUAAUUUGUUACAACCAAGUUAUUGAUAUGGUCCAAAAAGAUCAUCAAGUUAUGGUUUUUGUUCAUGCUCGAAAUGCUACAAUAAGAACAGCAAAUGUUAUAAAAGAAAUGUCUUUACAAAAUGGAACCCAUCAAUUAUUCGUAUCAGAUGAAAGUUUAAAGUUAUCUCAGAAGGCUUUUAGUAGAUCACCGAACAAAUAUCUAAGUGAAUUAUUUGAACAUGGUUUAUCUGUACAUCAUGCUGGUAUGUUGCGUACAGAUAGAAAUCUUGUUGAAAAGUAUUUUUCUGAAGGAAUGAUUAAAGUACUUAUCUGUACUUCAACACUCGCCUGGGGUGUUAAUUUACCUGCACAUGCUGUAAUAAUUCGUGGAACUGAAAUAUAUGAUUCCAAACAUGGUUCAUUUAUUGACUUAGGUAUAUUAGAUGUUUUACAAAUUUUUGGCCGUGCUGGUAGACCCCAAUAUGAUACAUCAGGACAUGCAGUUAUUAUAACAUCACAUGAUAAAUUAUCACAUUACUUGUCUCUCUUAACAAAUCAAUUUCCAAUUGAAAGUAGUUUUAUUACGUAUCUUGCUGAUAACUUAAAUGCAGAGAUAGUUCUUGGUACCAUAUCAAAUGUAGAAGAAGCAGUCGAAUGGUUAAGUUACACCUACUUAUUUGUACGAAUGAGACUUAAUUACCUUGCAUAUGGUAUAGAAUAUCAGUCAUUUCUUAAUGAUCCUAAUCUAGAAAGAAAACGAAAAGAGUUAAUUCAUACUUCAGCUAUGGCGCUUGAUAAAGCAAGAAUGAUUCGCUAUAAUAUACAUACGGGAGACUUGAAUGCAACUGAUUUGGGUAGAACUGCUAGUCAUUUCUAUUUGAAAUAUGAUACAAUUGAAAUAUUUAAUGAAUUAAUGAAACCAAUUAUGACUGAAGCUGAUAUUUUGGGUAUGAUAUCACGUUCACAAGAAUUUGAACAGCUAAAAGUACGAGAAGAUGAGAUGGAUGAAUUAGAUAGUUUACAAAUAGAUCAUUGUGAAGUUAAUCCUCAAGGUGGAAAAGAAAAUAUUCAUGGUAAAGUAAAUAUUUUAAUUCAAACGUAUCUUUCUAGAGGAAAAAUUCAGUCGUUUUCUUUACUAUCAGAUCAGGCAUACAUUGCACAGAAUACAGUGCGUAUAUGUAGAGCAUUAUUUGAAAUGAUGUUACGUAAGAAUAAUGCAAUCAUGGCAGGUAGAGUGCUUGCAAUGGCUAAAAUGUUGGAAUUACAACAAUGGGAUCAUAUGAGUGCCUUACGUCAAUUCUACUACUUACCUUUUGACAUUAUUUCUAAAAUUGAAGAACGUAGUCUAACGAUAGAAAGGCUCAAAGAUAUGAAUGUGAUGGAAAUCGGGAGUAUGAUACGCAAUCAAAAAAUUGCAACUCUCAUUAAGAAAUGUUGUGACGAAUUCCCUGCUCUUAAUUUUGAAGCUACAUUACAGCCUAUAACUCGCACUAUUUUACGAAUUCGUUUACAAAUAAUUCCUGAAUUCAGAUGGAAUGAUAAAGUUCAUGGUAAAAAUUCUGAAGCUUUCUGGUUAUGGAUUGAAGAUCCAGAAAAUAAUUAUAUAUAUCAUUGUGAAUAUAUACAAUUGACUAAGAAACAAGUCAUUACAAAAUGUGGUCAUGAAAUAGUAAUGACAAUUCCAUUAUGUGAGCCUCUUCCUAAUCAAUACUUUGUAAAAGCUACAAGUGAUCACUGGUUAGGUUGCGAAUUUAUACAACCUUUAAAGCUUUCUGGUUUAAUAUUACCUGAAUCUCAUCCUCCUCAUACUGAUCUUCAAGAAUUACAACCAUUACCUGUUGAUGCAUUAAAAUUACCGGAAUUUAAAAAAUUAUAUAAUUUUAGUCAUUUUAAUCCAAUUCAAACACAAAUAUUUUAUUGUUUGUAUCAUACAGAUAAUAAUGUACUUUUAGGAGCACCGACUGGCUCUGGUAAAACAAUAGCUGCUGAAAUAGCUAUGAUGAGAGUUUUUAGAACUCAACCAGAUCGAAAGAUCGUGUACAUCGCACCACUGAAAGCUUUAGUAAGGGAACGAAUGAAGGAUUGGACGAAACGAUUAAGUCAGUUAGGUAAAUCUGUUGUAGAAUUGACAGGAGAUGUAACGCCUGAUAUAAAAGUUAUUUCUACAUCCGAUGUAAUUGUCACUACACCUGAAAAAUGGGAUGGUAUAAGCAGAAGUUGGCAAACACGAAAUUAUGUUCAAAAAGUGGCUCUCAUUAUUAUUGAUGAAAUUCAUUUACUUGGAGAAGACCGAGGUCCUGUACUCGAAGUAAUUGUAUCUAGAACAAAUUUUAUAGCUUCACAUACAUCAAGAACUUUAAGAAUUAUAGGACUUUCUACAGCUUUAGCUAACGCAGUUGACUUAGGACACUGGCUUGGAAUAAAAAAGAUGGGUCUUUAUAAUUUUCGUCCUUCGGUGAGGCCUGUACCGUUGGAAGUUCAUAUAUCCGGUUUUCCUGGCAAACAUUACUGUCCACGUAUGGCAACAAUGAAUAAACCAACGUUUGCAGCUAUUCGUCAACAUGCACCUACCAGUCCAUCUCUUGUUUUCGUAUCCUCGAGAAGGCAAACACGAUUGACUGCUUUAGAUCUUAUUGCAUAUCUUGCAGCUGAAGAUAAUCCCAAACAGUGGCUACAUAUGUGCGAAGAGGAAAUGGAUAAUCUGCUUUAUAAUAUCAAAGACGUUAAUUUAAAACUCACCCUUGCAUUCGGUAUUGGGAUUCAUCAUGCUGGUUUGGAGGAUAAAGAUCGACAAGUUGUUGAAGAAUUGUUCACGAAUAAUAAGAUUCAGGUCCUCGUGACAACGGCAACAUUGGCUUGGGGCGUAAAUUUUCCUGCUCAUCUUGUCGUUAUUAAAGGCACCGAGUAUUACGAUGCUAAGACUAAGCGAUAUGUGGAUAUGCCAAUAACAGAUGUGUUACAGAUGAUGGGUCGUGCGGGUAGACCACAAUUUGAUGACUCUGGUGUCGCCGUUGUUCUCGUUCAUGACAUUAAGAAGAACUUUUAUAAACAAUUUUUGUAUGAACCUUUUCCAGUAGAAUCUAGUCUGCUACAAGUGUUACCGGACCAUAUAAAUGCCGAAAUUGUUGCUGGUACAAUCAAAACUAAGCAAGAAUUCCUGGACUAUCUUACUUGGACUUAUUUCUUUCGACGAUUAGUUAAGAAUCCGCGUUAUUAUAAUCUUGAGAGUAUGGAGCCAGAAGAAGUUGAUAUUUAUUUGUCAAAAUUGGUUGAUAAUACUCUGAGCAUAUUAAUAAAGUCACAAUGUGUAUUUAACGAUGAGGAAGAAAAUUGUAUUGGUCCAUUACCUUUAGGGAGAAUUGCCUCCUAUUAUUAUUUAUCUCAUAAAACUGUUACUAUGUUUAAUGAUAAUUUGGAAGAUAAUAUUUCAUUAGAAAAAUGUUUAAGAAUUAUGUGUAAUGCUCAUGAAUAUAAUGAGAUCCCUGUUAGGCAUAACGAAGAUUUACUUAACGAAGAAUUAGCAAAAAUAUGUCGAUAUCCAGUGGAAUGUUUAUCUUACGAUUCAUCAAACACGAAAGCCUUUUUACUUUUACAAGCACAUUUUUCAAGAUUAUUACUUCCAUGCGCAGAUUAUUAUACUGAUUUGAAGUCUGUACUGGAUCAGUCUAUAAGAAUAUUACAGGCUAUGAUAGACAUAGUUGCUGAAAAAGGAUUUCUUUCUUCAACGCUGCAAAUAAUUAUAUUACUUCAAAUGAUUCUUCAAGGAAGAUGGAUUGACGAACCUGCUAUACUUACAUUACCAUAUAUUGAGAAGGAACAUUUGUCAUUGUUUUCAAAUCUUCCUAUUUGCCUACCAUUAUUUUGUGCAUCAGUAGUUAAUAAUAGUAGAUUAUCAAAAACUUUAUUGCAAGUAUUAAAUGAUAACCAAAUUAAUAAACUUUGUCAAGUUGCCAAAGAUAUGCCUGUAUUAUGCAUUAAACUUUGUAUACAAAGUGAUUUAAAAUUUGCUAAAAAUAAACAAAUUGAGAUUUCUCCUCAAGAAAAUUGGACGUCUUUAACACUUCGGAAAGAUCAAGAAUAUACCUUAGUAAUAGAGAUUAUACGUAAAAAUCGUUCUCAAACGUUAAAGGCGCAUUGUCCCAAAUUUCAUCGUGGAAAAGACGAAGGUUGGUUUUUCAUUCUCGGGGAUAUUGAUCGGCGGGAGUUGCUGGCAUUAAAACGGGCUUCAGGAUUAUAUGGGCCGCCUAAGGUUCAUUACUUGCAGUUUACUACUUCAAUUUUAGGACCAAGCAGAUUGCAAUUUUAUGUAAUGUCAGAUUGUUACAUGGCCUUAGAUCAACAAUAUUCUAUUCCAAUAAAUGUGGUACAAUAGAUCUCUUUAGAUGUUUGCUGUGAUUUAAGUAAAUUAUACUUAAUUGUAAAAUAAAAAAAUAAGUAUUACGAAAAUUCGUAUAUUAGGGAGGAAAAUUCA